GUCUACAAUGAACGCUUGCAAACGGCGGGGGAGGGAGGACAAACAGGACUAUCCCAAAAACAGGAGGAAAAAAGAAGAGCUCUCCGCACCUUACUUAGGAACCGUUCGGGACCCCGCGCUUGUGUCCUGGGGCGCUUCCCCGCUUCCUCUCUUGUCCUAGCCUCAUGCACCAGCCUUUUGCCCUGGCGAGGUUCCCUUUCUCCUAGGGAUGCCAUUUGUGACUUAAGUGAGUUUUGCAACAAGGCAGGUGAAAAGCAGAGGCAUCUGCUUCCUCUUCUACAUCUCUUGGAUGCAAAUAUAAGAAAGCAGUCCAGCCACAUUUGGCGUGAGGCUCGGCUUAGCAACGUAUAAAACACACACCAAAGAAAAUCGACACAAAGAGACCUACAAAUGAAGUGUGAAAACUGCACCAAAAAGGAAUGUAGUAAUAAACAGAGGAAUGAAGACCGGCAAAAUACACCAGCUGAUGUUCUCAACUCAAAUGAUGAAAAUGAAGAGAAAAGUGAAUUCCAUAAGUUGGCUAACGCUAAAAUAUUCCUUAGCGAUUGCUUAGCUUGCGACAACUGCAUAACAUCCGAUGAAGCAGUCCGAGUGUUCCAGCAGAAUCAGAAAGAGCUCUUCCACGUACUGAACCUCAAUAAGAAAUGUGAUACCUCAAAACACAAAGUGUUGGCAGUGUCUAUAUGUCCUCAGUCCUUGCCUUAUUUUGCUGCAAAAUUCAGUCUCACUGUUACCGAAGCAGCCCAGAGGCUUUGUGGUUUCCUCAAAAGUCUUGGAGUGCAUUAUGUCUUUGACACUACAGUAGCUGCUGAUUUUAGUAUUCUGGAGAGCCAGAAGGAGUUUGUGCAACGGUACCGCCAUCAGAACCAAGAAGAGCAUGCCAUACCCAUGUUUGCUUCAGCUUGCCCAGGCUGGAUCCAGUAUGCCGAGAGAGUCCUCUCCAGUCUAGUGACGCCACACAUUUGUACUGCAAAGUCACCACAGCAGAUCAUGGGCUCGCUUGUCAAAGGUUAUUUUGCCAGGCAGCAGAAUCUGUCCCCUGAUAAAAUUUUCCACAUAAUUGUGGCACCUUGCUAUGACAAAAAGCUAGAAGCCUUGAGAGAAGAUUUCCACACCCCUCUGUACAAUUCUCAAGAUGUUGAUUGUGUUUUGACAUCAGGUGAAGUCUUCCAGAUAAUGGAGCAGAGCAAAGUAUCUUUGAGAGAAAUAGCUGAGGUGGCCUUUGAUACCCUGUUUGAUGGGGUAAAGGAGGCCGAGUUAAUCCGUCACGAUGGAAGGAAGUCUGAUGGUUACCUGGAGCACAUAUUUAAAUAUGCUGCCAAGGAGCUCUUCGAUACUGAAGUGAAGGAUGUCGUAUACAAAGUGUUAAAAAACAAAGACUUCCAGGAGGUCACAUUGGAAAAGGAUGGCGAGACGGUGCUACGCUUUGCAGCUGCGUAUGGCUUUCGAAACAUUCAGAAUAUGGUCCUGAAGUUGAAAAAGGGAAAGUGCUCCUACCACUUCAUAGAAGUUUUGGCCUGUCCUGGAGGCUGCUUAAAUGGAAAGGGUCAGGCUCAGACUGAAGAUGGAAAACCAGACAAAGCCCUGCUCAGGCAGAUGGAAGAUGUCUACGCCGCAGUUCCUGUCCGACUUCCUGAAACCAAUAGGCAGGUGCAGAAGCUCUACCAGGAAUGGCUGGAUGGGAUGGACUCCAUGAAGGUCCAGGAAUCAUUACAUACAAAAUACAGCACGGAAAAGCCAGCUGCCAACAAUUUGGAUAUCAAAUGGUGACCAAUCAAAGGACAAGACUUGCAGUAGGUUUGUUGUACAUAGAGUGCCGGCAACUAUUCUAUGCAACUGGAGACGGAGGUACUGCUUAAAUAUGUGAACAUUACAAAGAACUGGAACUGCCUUUAUUCUCCCCUGGAAUUGUGUAGAGUUCAAUUGUUGCUUGAGUCUGUGUAUAUUUGGAAUGUCUUUAUUUAAUCAGAGUCUGAUACUGUCUGUGUGUGCAUCUGAGGACCUUUUAAGAGGCACAGUGAGUCUCUAAGCUCCCAACAGAGGUACAUCGGUAUAGAAUAAAUUUACCAGAAUCAGGGCAUGUUGCAAUGUGCUUUGAUCCUGACUCUUAGUACACAAAUCUUUAUGCCAGGAAUCCUGUGCCAUGGAUUUUACUGCUCUCAGAAAGGUGUUGUGUUAGAUUUACAGUUCAUCUAAGGCUUUUUAUCAUUACCAAACAUCAUAUGCUACCAAAAUAUGACAAAACAAAC
Lacerta agilis (Sand lizard) is the source of this 2249-nucleotide messenger RNA. RefSeq names its product nuclear prelamin A recognition factor (gene NARF). Gene Ontology annotation, molecular function: lamin binding. Gene Ontology annotation, cellular component: lamin filament. The record is from RefSeq and is a predicted model, not a curated record. The transcript is spliced from 12 exons. NCBI's taxonomy places the organism in Eukaryota, Metazoa, Chordata, Lepidosauria, Squamata, Lacertidae. The coding region runs from base 391 to 1770 and encodes 459 amino acids.